AUGAUGAAAAUAAUUAUGUUCAAGAAAAGGGUUCCAUGUAAAUUCCAGAUGUGGAAUUUUCGUAAUAUUCAUAAUAGCCACUUAAAUAAAACUCUAAAGAAUAGAUAUGCUGAUGAAAAGAUGAGAGAUAAAUAUUUAGAUAAUAUAUAUAACAAUGAAAUUAAUAUUAAUACUAUCAAUAAAAAUAUAAAACAUAAAAAAAUUGAUUAUCUCAGACAAUUAAUUUAUGACGAAGCAGAUGGUAAUGACUAUUUCUUAAGUGACAACAUUUUAGAAGAAAUACAAAAAAAAAAAAAAAAAAAUAAUGUUAAUUUGAAUAAUGAAGAAAAAAAGCAAGAUGAUAAUUUAAAAUAUGCAAAUAAUAAUAUUGAUAAUGAAAAUAGAAAAGAAGAAAUGUGUGAAUCAAAAUAUAAGCAAGCUAUUAGAAUAUAUAAUUUAUUAAAAUUAAAUGAUAAAACGAAUAUAUUUGAUGAAGAUGUGUUUAUGAAUAUAGAUAGUAAAAUGAAUCAUGAUUUAUAUGAAUUUUCUCAGAAAUAUAUUUUAAACAAGGACAUUUUAGAAGGUACUAGCACUUCAUCAUUAGGAAUUAAUAAAAGUGGUAUAAUACAAAAUAAUGAUAAUAUAAAUAUUAAUACUAAUAGUAAUAAUAAUAAAAGAAAUUAUUACUUUGAAUCUUCUGCGGAAAUUAAAAGAGAUGAUUACAACAUAAAGGAUAAAAUCCAGAAUGAUCAAACUAAUAAUAAUAUAAAUGGUGAUACAAAUGAUGUUACAAAUGAUGAUACAAAUUUAAAUGUGAACAAAUCUUUUAACGAUAAUUUAAUAAACAAUAUUUCUGAAGAAUGUAAUUAUGAUAAAAAUAAAAAUUGUAAUAACAACUUUAUGAAUAUUACAAAUAUGAACUUACCCAUUUUUAAUCCGAAUAGUUUUUGUUUAGCUGUUGAAAAUUUAACAAACGAAAUAUGCGAAGAUUUGAUAUUUUUGUUUGGGGACAUAUUAGAAGAAAAAGAAAUACCUAAAAAAGGAGAAUGUGAUCGAUUGUAUAAAUUUGUUAAUUCUUUAAGUAAUUUUUUUUGUUUAGAGAAAAAUGAAGCAGAUGUUGAACGAUGGAUAAAUGAUGUAUAUGAAAAGAUAAAAAAAUACUUACCAUAUAAUCUAAGAAAUUUAAAUACUAAAUAUGUAGAAGAAUGGUUAAAAGGUCAUAUAGAACGAGUGUUAUAUAAUCAAAAGUAUAAAAAUAAAACAUUAUAUAAAGAAAAAUAUUAUAAUAUUGGUAAUGAUUUUAAAUAUGAUAAUUUACAAAUAAAUAAUGAUAAUAUAAUGGAAGAUAUGAAAAUAGAAUUUUCAACAAAUAAAUUAACCUUAUAUUUUAAAUCUAUUAUUCAAUUUUUUUUAGGAAAAAAAAAUAUAAAUAAAGAUUUAGAAGAACAAAUAAAUAUGAUGUUUAUAAAUCUAAAAAAAAUAGGUUUAGACAAUUGGCUACAAAUGGAUAUAAAUGAUUUUGAAAAAUAUUUAUUAAGAAAUAAUAAUAAUAAUAACAAUUUGAUUGAAAUAACAGAUAAUGAUAAAUAUGUUUCUUAUUUAAUGUUAAAAUGUGCUAGUAGAAAUAUAACUGAUUUCUAUUUUUAUGAAGAAUUUUCACCAUUUUAUUUAUUUCAUGAACAACCAAAAAAUUCAAUUGAAGAUAAAAUUAAUACAAUACAACAAAAUAAACAUAUAUCAGAUGAACAAUUAAAAAAUAUUAUUUAUAACAAUAAUUCUUCAGUAACUAUAAUAAAUAAUAAUAAAAGUAGUAAUACAUAUAAUGAUAUGGAUAUAGAUCUUUUUUUACAAAAGGAAAAAAAUUAUCAUAUGAAUAGAUCUGUAAUUACAUAUACAUAUAAUGAAAGUACAAAUACAUAUAAUUACAAAUAUAAGCAAAUACCAAAUACUAUAUAUGAUCAAAAUACUAAUAAAUAUAUAAGGGAAAAGGAUACCAUUGACCCUAUGCUAAAACUGAACGAAAUGCGAUCAUCCAUAUUGGAGGUAAAGCGUAUGAUGAGCAUGACCAAAGAUGGACGGGUUUACUACAUACGAAUUGUUAUCAUUAUAGGAAAUGGGAAAGGUGUUUAUGGAUAUGGUGUAGGAUUUGGAAAAAAUAUAAAAGAAGCACGAAAUAGUGCUCUACUAAAUUCUAUUAGUAAUUUAGAUUUUAUCGAUUUCAAUUAUAAAAAUUGUAUACUGAAUUUUCCUGUAAGUGGACAAGAAUAUUCUUCACAUGUGAAAAUUAUACCAAGACCAUUAGGAAAAGGUUUAAAAAUCAAUAGAAAAUAUUUACCUUUAGCAUAUAUUCUAGGAUUAGAUAAUGUCAAAAUAUCUUUUAGUGGAUCCAAUAAAUGGAUGAGCAGAAUUAAAGCAUUAAAAAGAUGUUUAAAUAAAAUCGUAUCUAUUAAAACCUUAUGUAAAAUGACGGGAAAGAAAUAUGUUUGUCAUUUUGCACCUCAUUAUUAUACGAGCCAUUGGCCAGAUUAUUGGUUUAAAAAUAUUCUAAAAGAAUAUAAAUAUAAAAUUCAAAAAAUACAAAAAAAAAGAACCAUGGUAUGUAGAAAAAAUUUCAGAUCCAAUAUAUCCAAAAUACCAGAAGAAGUUGUACCAGAUUUUACACCUUAUACUUGGAAAACACCUAUACAAAAAUUUGUAGAGUCUCAAAAAUUAAAAAAAUAUGUAGAUAAUAAUAUUUAUCGUACAAAUGUUUUUUAA
Plasmodium gaboni is the source of this 2736-nucleotide messenger RNA. Its product is annotated as putative mitochondrial ribosomal protein S5 precursor. The transcript has 2 exons. Gene Ontology annotation, biological process: translation. Gene Ontology annotation, molecular function: RNA binding; structural constituent of ribosome. NCBI's taxonomy places the organism in Eukaryota, Apicomplexa, Aconoidasida, Haemosporida, Plasmodiidae. The record is from RefSeq and is a predicted model, not a curated record. Gene Ontology annotation, cellular component: ribosome. Bases 1 to 2736 code for a protein of 911 amino acids.